AAUGCCUCUUUUUCUCUUUUAUCUUCAAAAAACUAAAAGGAAGACACCACAGUUGAUCACUACUUGUUUAUUUUAUGAGAAAUUAACAGUAUUACAACUAUUAACAACCAACUCCAAUCCCACUCUUCUAUUUAAAGCCUUUACUAGCAUCUCAUAAACCCCUUCUCUCUCUCUCUCUCUAAUAAAUUUGCACUCAACAGAGAAACAACAAAACAAAAUAUAUAUCCACGUAGGUCUGACUCAUUUUUCUUCAAAUGGACUCAAGAUUUUCCUCUUCCUUCAUUCUUAUCAUCUUCAUUUUCUUCUGCUCCCACAGAGGUAUUUCUGGUGCUAGUUUUAAUUUAAUAAACAGAUGUGAUUACAACGUAUGGCCUGGAAUAUUAGCCAAUGCAGGUAGUCAAAAACUGGAUAGUACCGGGUUCAUGCUUGCUCCAGGUGAUUCACGGGUAUUCCAAGCUCCACAAGAAUGGUCGGGUCGGAUCUGGGGUCGAACCGGUUGUAAUUUUGACGGUAACACCGGUCAAGGAAAUUGUGCCACAGGCGAUUGUGGCUCAAACCAGAUAGAAUGCAAUGGUGCAGGAGCAAUUCCUCCGGCCACCCUUGCGGAGUUCACUAUUUUCUCAGGUACGAAGCAAGAUUUCUACGAUGUAAGCUUAGUUGACGGAUACAAUUUACCAAUGGCAGUCCAAGCAGUUGGCGGGUCGGGUGCAUGUGAUACGACGGGUUGCGUGAAGGAUUUGAAUCGAAUGUGCCCGAAUGAGUUGCGGGUCGGGGAUGGGCAAGCAUGCAAGAGUGCAUGUGAAGCAUUUGGUAACCCGGAAUAUUGUUGCAGCGGCGCGUAUGCUUCACCUUCCACCUGUAAACCGUCAAGCUAUUCGGCGAUGUUCAAAAACGCGUGUCCGAAAUCGUAUAGCUACGCGUAUGAUGAUCCUACGAGUACUUUUACAUGUACAGGAGCUGAUUAUACGAUUACAUUCUGCCCUUCAUUAACAAGUCAGAAAUCUUCACGAGAUUCUUCAAUGUCUUUGAGCGGCACCGGAAAUGGCCAACCGGCCACCGGAACAGAUGGCGGGUCCGGUUCGGGUUCCAGUUCGCCGGAGGAUCCGUUUCCCUUUGGCAGUUCAUGGCUGCCGGAUUUUAUGACGGGAGACUCAUCAAGAUUUUCUUACUUUGACUCAAAAAUGGCCUUUUUUAUCUUUUCUUUAAUUCACUUUUUAUUAUGAAUUAACAUUUCAUAUAGUCACGUCGAUAUUGGAGAUUUAUGGUGACUUGGGAGUUGGGAUUCACAUAUUUGAAGGAGAUAAAGAAGAGAAGCUGAUGAUAAAUUUUUUGUAUAGCACAUUUUUUCAGGGUUUCACAUGUAUAGAGAGAUUAAUUUACAGAACUAUUAUU
Molecule: messenger RNA, 1392 nt
Organism: Nicotiana tabacum (common tobacco)
Lineage: Eukaryota; Viridiplantae; Streptophyta; Magnoliopsida; Solanales; Solanaceae
Source: RefSeq, a predicted model, not a curated record